AUAUUGGGAUCAAUCACUGGUUAUACUGGGAUCAAUCACAGCUCCUACUUGCGCAGGGGGCGGAGCUUAGGGCCAGCGUAGGGGCGGGGCUUAUCCCGCGCAUGCGCAGUCGCAGCCAUGGCCGCGCCGCUCCGCGUCUCCGUUGUCUACUGCGGUGCCUGAGGCUACAAACCCAAGUUCCAGCAACUGAAGCAGGAACUGGAGCGGCGCUUCCCGGGAGCGCUGGAAGUGGGGCAGGGCACGAAGGAGGUGACAGGAUGGUUCGAGGUGACAGUGGGGGGGCGCCUGGUGCACUCUAAGAAGGCCGGCGCCGGCUUCGUGGACUCAGAGGCCAAGCUCCAGCGCAUCCUCAACGCCAUCAGCGCCCUCCUGCCCCCCAUGUAACCCCCAUCCCAUCCCCAUUCCCAUCCCCAUUCCCAACCCCAUUCCCAACCCCAUUCCCAACCCCACAGC
Molecule: messenger RNA, 453 nt
Organism: Pezoporus occidentalis (night parrot)
Lineage: Eukaryota; Metazoa; Chordata; Aves; Psittaciformes; Psittacidae
Product: selenoprotein W-like
Exons: 5
Biological process (GO): response to selenium ion
Source: RefSeq, a predicted model, not a curated record